AUCGUACGGGUGUAGUAGCCAUCGAUCAUUAACCUUAACUCCUCGUGCGGUAAACAGCUUCUUAGAGACUUGUUAAGUGCAUUGCUCCGCCCUAUCUAUUCUCAUCUACUACGAAGAUCCCAAACCCCGUUUCGGGCAGUCGCAAAACUCGCGCGUACAACUCACUCCCCAGCUUAACACUCCCUCUUCUUCUCGAAUUCAUUCAGGUUCCAAUUCAAAUUCACGAAUUCAGGUGCCACAUUCAUACCUGUUUUUAUUCCGGAACGAAACUGAAAGAAAAUGUUUGGAGUGGUAACUAUUCGCAAGUGAUGGGGAGGAAAAAAAGUAAACCUCAUCGAUCAGGGGGGUUAAUAGUUGAAACAAAUUCUACUGCUGAAGCAGAAUUGGAUAAGCGGAAUGUUGAAGGGACAAGUAAAGGAGGAAAUGAUGAUUUUGUUGAAGUUGAUAUACCCUAUUUUGUUGAAGUUGAUCGGUCUGGUUGGUUGUCAGGUGAGCACCUUGAUGUUUCUGAGGUUGUCUUGAGGGAUUUAAAUUUGAGAGAAGGGUUUUCUGGUUUUGAACUGUGUGAGGAUUUUUACCAGGAUCCACGGUACUUGUUGAGAUUUCGAGUGUCUAAUGUCAAUAAUGUUCUUAGUCGAAUCAAGUUAGGUCAUUGGCCCGUGUUACCCUAUACUGAUAUUCAUCUAGAGUUUGUGAAAAGGGAUGCAAUAGACAAUUUGGAACAAUGUACCGUGCUGUUGUCUGGGAUUUUUGAUGGACCGGAUGAAGGUGUUUCUGGCCUUGUUCACUUGGCAAGUUUGAAAUUUUUCACAUUGAGGCCAGUUCUUGGGAUUAGGAUUUCGGAAGAUAUUUCUUCUCUCAGGGUAAGAGUUGAAAUACUAAAGUGUGCCUUUGAUGCUUGUGAGUCACUUCUUGAUGUGUCUAGGCAACUAUGGAAAAGGAGUAUGAUGAAUGUCAUGUCUUGGCUACGUCCAGAAAUAGUAACUUCAGAAGUUAGGUAUGGAUUUGGUAGCUGUAUGAAAAUGGAAGUUGAUCCACAGGCAGAGACCGGAAAUAACACAUCCAGCAACAGAAAACACACAAGAUUUGAUCCUGCUGGUUUUUAUGAAGCCAUUAAGCCUUCAAAAUCUGAGCCAAUGCUUGAAGAUGACAUACCUGAGUUACUUCCUGAACUGAGGCCUUAUCAACGACGUGCAGCUUUCUGGAUGGUUAAACGGGAGAAACAAAUGGAAGAAAGUCAGCGUGAAAGAGAAAGAAUUCAGUUUCAUUCUCCAUUAUGCAUGCAUUUGGAUUUUCUGGAUACAAGUACUAAAAUGUUUUUCAAUCCAUUCAGUGGGAAUAUUUCUUUGUGCCCGGAGACAUCUUCGCCUUAUGUAUUUGGAGGCAUUCUUGCUGAUGAGAUGGGCUUGGGAAAAACUGUUGAAUUACUUGCUUGCAUCUUUGCUCACCGGAGAUCAGCAUCUGAAAGUGAUAUACUAGUUGAACCAGUGCCUCAAGUUAAUGAAGACCAAAAUGUCACUUUAAAAAGACUCAAAAGGGAGCGUGUGGAGUGUAUAUGUGGAUCUGUGAGUGAAAGUCUCAAAUAUGAAGGACUAUGGGUUCAAUGUGACAUUUGUGAUGCUUGGCAGCAUGCUGAUUGUGUUGGUUAUUCAGCUAGAGGAAAAUCACUGAAAUCAAGACAUGGAUGUGAAGGCAAGACAUAUAAAACCACAAUAGCUGUAAGGGAUGGUGAAUAUGUAUGUCAGAUGUGCUCUGAACUAAUAGAAGUGACUGAAUCUCCCAUUGCAUCGGGUGCCACUCUUAUUGUCUGCCCAGCUCCUAUUUUGCCCCAGUGGCAUAAUGAAAUUAUACGCCAUACGCGCUCGGGAUCCUUGAAAACUUGUAUUUAUGAAGGCGUGCGGGAGACUUCUUUAUCCAACACAUCUAUAAUGGAUAUCAGUGAACUCGCCACUGCUGACAUUGUGUUAACUACCUAUGAUGUGCUUAAAGAGGAUUUAUCCCAUGAUUCUGAUAGACAUGAAGGUGAUCGACACUUUUUGAGAUUUCAAAAGAGGUACCCAGUUGUCCCAACUCUUCUCACCAGGAUAUAUUGGUGGAGGGUUUGUUUGGACGAGGCUCAAAUGGUGGAAAGUAAUACUGCUGCUGCCACUGAAAUGGCUCUAAGACUCCAUUCUAAGCAUCAUUGGUGCAUAACAGGAACCCCAAUUCAGCGCAAGCUUGAUGAUUUAUAUGGGCUGCUAAGGUUUCUUAAAGCUAGCCCUUUCAAUACAUACAAGUGGUGGACUGAAGUUAUUCAAGAUCCUUAUGAGAAGGGAGAUAUGGGAGCUAUGGAAUUUACACACAGAGUUUUCAAACAAAUCAUGUGGCGUUCUUCUAAAGAACAUGUUGCAGAUGAAUUGGACCUUCCCUCUCAGGAGGAGUGUCUCUCUUGGCUUACACUCUCACCAGUAGAAGAGCACUUUUAUCAGAGGCAACAUGAAACCUGUGUCAUAGAUGCCCACGAAGUUAUUGAAAGUUUGAGAAAUGAUAUCCUUAAUAGAAAAGGCCCAGGUUCUGCAUCCUUAAAUAGUUUGUCAGAUUCUUUAAUCACUCACUCAGAGGCAGGGAAGCUACUGAAUGCUCUGCUGAAACUUCGUCAGGCUUGUUGUCACCCGCAAGUUGGGAGUUCUGGUCUGCGUUCCCUCCAGCAGUCACCUAUGACCAUGGAGGAAAUACUAAUGGUUCUUAUAAGCAAGACUAAGGUAGAAGGUGAGGAAGCUCUUAGAAGGUUAGUUGUUGCUCUGAACGGGCUUGCAGCAAUAGCAACAAUACAAAACGAAUUAUCUCAAGCUGCAUUGCUGUACCACGAAGCUCUGACGUUGGCUGAAGAGCAUUCUGAGGAUUUCCGCUUGGAUCCUUUGUUGAAUAUCCACGUUCAUCAUAAUCUUGCCGAAAUGCUCCCACAGGCUGCAGACCUUGCCCUGAGAGUGUCCUCUAAAGAAAAGCAGUUCUCUCGAACAUCCAGAAAGCAUUUUAUUGACAAGGUUGAUCAUUGUCUUUUGAAGAGGCAAAAAGUAAGUGGCUGUGAUGACACAAAAUUUUCGGCGGCUUCGGUAGAACUAUCCAAUUCUGCAUCCAGCCUUUCAGAAGAUGACUUAAAUGAGAAUCAGGAUGUUGAUGAUGUAGCUGUCUGCACUGUCGAAUCUCUGACAGCAGAAUGUGAAGAUUUGAAGCAGAAAUACUUAUCCGUGUUCAGUACAAAGCUAUGUGCAGCUGAACAGGAGUUUCAAAACUCAUACAUGCAGGUUAGUAAUGGAUUUAGUGACAGCAAAGCAGAUCAAAAAAUGUUUUGGUGGCUAGAAGCACUUCAUCAUGCUGAACAGAACAAGGAUUUCUCAGCCGAGUUGUCUAGAAAGAUUGAAGAAGCGAUCUCAGCAGCUGCAAAUAGUUCAAAGUCAUCAAAAAUAGCUGCUCGUUUUCGGAGCAUAUCAUCUCUGAAGUAUCAAAUUCAGACAGGCUUGGAUCAGUUAGAGACCUCUCGGAAAGGUCUAUUAGAUCGACUGUUAGAAAUUGACCAAACAAUGGAAAAACCAAAUGAAGAAGAUAUUGACCGUAUGGGUAAAUGUCAAACUUGCCAACCUAAUUGUGAUGGUCCCCCAUGCAUUCUGUGUGAACUAGAUGAACUCUUCCAGGAUUAUGAAGCAAGACUAUUUGUUCUUAAGAAUGAACGUGGCGGAAUAAUUUCAUCCGCUGAGGAGGCAGUAGAUCUUCAGAAGAAGAAUUUCGCAUUGAAUCAUUUCCUCUCAAAGCUAUCAAAAUCUAAUCACAGAGCAACAGCAUCUCAAAUUGAUAAUGAAGAAUCAAAGAAAAGGAAUGUUGGACAGAGAGUUGUGGUUUCAAGAUCAGCAUCUGAAUUGGAGCUUAUUCUCGGUGUUAUAAAGAACUAUUGCAAGGGUCGAUUGGGAAGGGACAUUGUCACAGCAGCAACCAAGCAUUUACAUGUUUUUGAGGGAAUGAGGAAGGAGUUUGGCUAUGCGAGAUCUUUAGCUCUAGCUCAAGCUCAGUACCUACGGGCCCAUGAUGAAAUAAAGAUGGCUGUUUCCCGUUUGCACUUAAGGGCAAAUGAGGAUGAUAAAUCUCUUGAUGCUUUAGGUGAAGAUGAGCUAUUUGCAGCUAGCUCAAACUUUUCGCAUGAUAAGUUUAUGUCGUUGAACAUGUUGUCACAGAUAAAAGGAAAGCUCCGCUACUUAAAGGGUUUGGUAGAAUCUAAGCAAAAGCUGCCAUUGGGAAGUCCAGAUAGUUCUUCAUUAACUCAAGAGAUAACUGCAUUGCCAAACUCUACAGAAGAGAGGGGUGCAGUCAUAUUUAAAGCUGAUGAAGAAACAUGUCCAAUUUGCCAAGAAAAGCUUGGCAGUCAGAAAAUGGUAUUUCAAUGUGGGCAUGUUACGUGCUGCAAAUGUUUAUUUGCUAUGACUGAGAAUAGGCUUCAACAUAGCAAGAUUCACAAUUGGGUUAUGUGCCCAACAUGUCGACAGCAUACAGAUUUUGGAAGCAUUGCUUAUGCUGUUGAUGCACAGAAGGAAUCUUCUAAUUCUGUAACACCUAAUACACUUGACAACUGUGAAAAAAGUGAAGCAUCCAUUACUGUCAAAGGCUCAUAUGGAACUAAGAUUGAAGCUAUCACUAGAAGAAUCUUGUGGGUAAAGGCUACAGAUCAAAAAGCAAAAGUUCUUGUGUUUUCUAGUUGGAAUGACGUACUUGAUGUAUUGGAGCAUGCCUUUGCUGCAAAUGACAUUACAUUCAUCCGCAUGAAAGGAGGCAGGAAAGCACAAGUUGCUAUCAGUCAAUUUAGAGGACACGAGAGUGGCAAGAAAGGUGAGAGGCCAGUGUCAAAAUCUAUUCAGGUGUUAUUGCUUUUAAUCCAACAUGGAGCCAAUGGCCUCAAUCUCUUGGAAGCACAGCAUGUGGUCCUUGUAGAGCCAUUACUCAAUCCGGCUGCUGAAGCACAAGCGAUCAGUCGUGUACAUCGUAUCGGCCAAAAGAACAAGACCCUCAUUCAUCGUUUCAUUGUCAAAGACACUGUAGAAGAGAGCAUAUACAAGCUAAACAGAGGCAGGAGCAAUCAUUCAUUCAUUAGUGGGAACACAAAAAAUCAAGAUCAACCUGUUUUGACUCUGAAGGAUGUGGAAUCCUUACUAUCAAGAGCCCCACUAAUAAUGCCAGAAGCUGAUGAAAAUGGCAACACAAAUUCAAAUCUAAGGCAUUUGCCGCCAUCAAUGGCUGCGGCGAUUGCCGCUGAGAGAAGAGUCAAUGAGCAAACAUGAUUUUUGCCUCUCUUCACUCAAAAUGAUGACGUGUUGGUGUUGUGUUACAUUCCAAAGAUGCAACUUUACAUAGCAGAAUAAAUUCAUGGCAGUGUCAAGUGGCAAGAGGUGUUGCAAUUCAAUAGACUUCCAACCGUAGAUUCCUUCUAACCAAUAUUUCAUUUUCUCUCUGUUAGUUAAUUUGUUCUUGUAAAUAUUAGAUAUCUAUGACUUGCCCUUUCUAAUUUAAGUCAUUCUCUGUAAUUAUGUAUAAUAUUAAUAGAUAUUAGUCAUCGUAAUGAGGUCUAAUAAUUCUCUCUCCUCCACCCUCCUUCCAGUUUGAGAUGGGCAAGAUGGGCAUGAUACUCAACCAUAAAAGACUGGAUAUUUAUUAUUAGAUUUUCUCCCCCUAAUGAUUUAUUUGAUUUUAUUGCUACACUAAGAUUCUAGUUUGGCUUUAUGCUGUUUGUUUAAGUAAAUGAACCAGCCGUGUUGGUUUGCUUUCCAAAAUUAUGUUUGGAACACAUUAGUCUAUGUUCUUACAACAACAACAACAAAGUCUUGUCUCACUAGGUGGGGUCGGUUACAUGAAUCAAAUGACGUCAUUGAAUUCUGUCAUGUAUCAUGUCUGCAAAGAGAUCAUUUAUAUGUAGAUCUUGUUUGAUCAUCUCAAGGAUGAUCUUCUUAAGUCUUCCUCUGCCUUUUAUCCCUUGUUCAUCUUCCGUCUCAUCUAUCCUCCUAAUUGAGUGUUCUGUCGGUCUUUUUCUUAUAUGUCCAAACCACCUGAAAUGUG
Messenger RNA from Arachis stenosperma, 6075 nucleotides. RefSeq lists its product as uncharacterized. NCBI's taxonomy places the organism in Eukaryota, Viridiplantae, Streptophyta, Magnoliopsida, Fabales, Fabaceae. Gene Ontology annotation, molecular function: ATP binding; ATP-dependent chromatin remodeler activity; metal ion binding. The coding region runs from base 309 to 5303 and encodes 1664 amino acids. The record is from RefSeq and is a predicted model, not a curated record. The transcript is spliced from 20 exons.